AUGCCGCCAAAGAAGGGACCGCCUGGGCCGUCGAAAAAGUCAGAGAACAAAGAUAAGAAGAAGACGAUCGAGGACAAGACAUUCGGGUUAAAGAACAAGAACAAAUCAGCAAAAGUCAACAGAUAUGUGCAGCAGGUCGAGAGCCAAGUAAUGUCGGGCGGCAGCCCCAAGACGCGCAAGGCCGCGGACGAAAAGCAGCUGCUCGAGAAGAAGAAGCUGGAAGACAAGAAGAAGCUGGAUGAAUUUGCCGAGCUCUUCAAGCCCAUUGUGCAGCAAAAGGUGCCCUUUGGCGUGGAUCCCAAAACGGUUCUUUGCGAGUUUUUCAGGGUGGGGGCGUGCAAAAAGGGAGACAAGUGCAAGUUCUCCCACAACACAGCAGUGGAGCGCAAGGGCGCCAAAAUGGACGUGUACACGGACAAGCGCGACCAAGAGAAGGAGGAGGACACGAUGGACACUUGGGAUCAGGCCAGGCUGGAACAGGUUGUCACGUCAAAGCACGGCAACCCCCAGACCACGACAACUAUCGUGUGCAAGCACUUCCUCGAGUCUAUUGAGAGUGGCAAGUACGGGUGGUUUUGGGACUGCCCCAAUGGCGGUGACAAGUGCAAGUACAAGCACGCGCUGCCCCCUGGCUUCGUGCUCAAGAAGGACAAGAAGGACAAGGACAAAGUGGAGAUCUCCCUGGACGAGUUCCUUGAGACCGAGCGCCACAAGCUGGGCUCGAACCUGACGCCCGUCACGCUCGAGUCGUUUACCAAAUGGAAGGUCGAGCGCAAGGCGCGCAAGGAGGCCGAGGAUCGCGACGCCCAGGUAGCCAAGGAGAAGGCCUUCAAGGCCGGAAAGCUUGGCAACAUGUCUGGUCGUGACUUCUUCGAGUUCAAUCCCGACACGUACGACGACAGUGGCGAGGGCGACGACAACACCUUUGACUUUUCACAGUACCGGAACGUCGAUGGCGGCUACCAGCAGGACGAGCAGAUUGACGAAUCGGCCCAGAACGAGGAUCUGUUUGCGGCCGAGAAUCUCGAGGACUUGACAAUCGAUGACGACGACGACGACCAGGAGUGA
This is a messenger RNA of Kickxella alabastrina, 1068 nucleotides long. RefSeq lists its product as uncharacterized. The transcript has a single exon. Bases 1 to 1068 code for a protein of 355 amino acids. Lineage: Eukaryota; Fungi; Kickxellomycota; Kickxellomycetes; Kickxellales; Kickxellaceae. Gene Ontology annotation, biological process: cytoplasmic translation. Gene Ontology annotation, molecular function: mRNA binding; metal ion binding. Gene Ontology annotation, cellular component: cytosol. The record is from RefSeq and is a predicted model, not a curated record.